AAAACUGGACGAGUUAUGGUCUCUGAAAAUAAUAUUAAUGCCAAUGGAAAUGACCAAGCUAUUGCCUGCCUUACCAAACAAAUUGCCAAGCUCAAUAUUAAUUUUGCUGAAAAACAACCUUCUACUUCU
Molecule: messenger RNA, 129 nt
Organism: Racocetra persica
Lineage: Eukaryota; Fungi; Glomeromycota; Glomeromycetes; Diversisporales; Gigasporaceae
Source: the annotation of a GenBank genome assembly